Molecule: messenger RNA, 8578 nt
Organism: Coturnix japonica (Japanese quail)
Lineage: Eukaryota; Metazoa; Chordata; Aves; Galliformes; Phasianidae
Gene: CDV3
Product: CDV3 homolog
Cellular component (GO): cytoplasm
Source: RefSeq, a predicted model, not a curated record
UGCCUGGUCCCGCCCCUGGCGCUCGGUGCCGUGUCAAGCGGCGGCAGCAGCGUGCGGUGCCGUGCAGUGCGGUGCCGUGCGGUUCCACGGGCGGGCCCGGCCGGCAGCUGAGCGCUCGGGGCCGCACCUGUUGGCUCGGCCGCCUCCGUUAGGAGCAGCGCCCGACCCCGCCGCCAUGGCGGAGACCGAGGAGAGGAGCCUGGACGACUUCUUCGCCAAGCGGGACAAGAAGAAACGGAAGGAGAAGAGCGGCCGCAGCGCUACCGCUGCUUCCACGGCCUCCAGCGCUUCCAGCGCCGCCUCCAACGCCACCGGAGCGGCCUCUGCGGCCGGAGGACCCCGCCCGACCGACGGCGGCGCCUCGGGGGCGGCCGGCUCCGUCAGCGGCUCCGCCAAGAGCAAGGAAGAGGAUGACUGGAAAGAGUUUGAACAAAAAGAAGAAAUUGAUUAUAGUGGUCUUAGAGUUCAGUCCAUGCAAAUAAGUGAAAAAGAAGACGAUGAAAGUGAAAAAAGAGAAGAACCUAGUGACAACUGGGAGGAAACCAGCGGUGCUGUAGACAGAUCAUCUGGUCCUUGGAACAAGUCAGCUCCUGCGCCAGCACCUGUUGUUGAAACAAUUGUUACGGAACCCCCAGAGCCAGUUCAAACUGGUGGUGUAUACAGGCCACCUGGGGCCAGAGAAGGAGGCAGGCCACGAAGAGCACAGCAAGGGCCACCUGAAAUCUAUAGUGAUACACAGUUUCCAUCACUGCAGUCUACUGCCAAGCUUGUAGACAGUCGAAAGGAUAAAGAAAUGGAGAAGAGCUUUGAAGUAGUAAAACACAAAACUAGAGGUAGGGAUGAGGUGUCAAAAAACCAGGCACUUAAACUUCAGCUAGACAACCAGUAUGCUGUGCUUGGGGAUCAGUAGAGCUGCACACACAUUACAAUUAAGGAAUGCUUUUUUGGUAACCCUUCUACUAAGGUAACUAAACUACAGCUAACGGCUAUGAUGAACAUGCCACCUUAUUUCUGCUGGAUCUACUGCAGCAAGUGCAGAAUACUUUGACAUAAGUGAUCGGUUCUCCUGCGCUAUGGAAGCGUAUGUUACAACUUCUCCAUUGGAUAUGGGGCAAAUUAAUGUAAAUGAUUGAACGAGAGUCAUCGGUGUUCUUUAAUUGCUCAGAAAGAUACCUACAGCCAGUGGUCAUUUCAAAAUCUUUUUAUGUUCAGAUACUGAGCCUUCGUAAAGGUUGACUACCUCAGACUUGCUGCACUCAUUGUGGACACCAUGUGGAUCACAACUUCUGGAAGAGAAGGUUACAGCUGUUUUAGUGGCCAUCUGAAACUUGAAACCAGCUCUACUGGAUUCCUGUCAGAAAUCCUGCAGAAGUCAGCCAUUUGGUUCCAAUUUGCUAUAACAAAGAUUUAAGUGACCUUAAUGAAAAACCUAUCCUGUUCCCCUUCCGAGGAAUCCUGUCAUGUGUAGCCAUAGCCUACCAGGGACUUCUGGAGCAUACCAUACCACCCGUGCUACCCAAGUAUAACACAGAGCUGUAGUUUGUUUACCUUUUUAGAUAGCUGUACUGAAGCAACGGUGAAAUGAAUUAAAACUCAUUCAGUAUCAGAUUGGAGGAUUGAUGGGUUUGAAUGGUCUGUUUGUAUUAGCCAUUUUCACAGUUGUCUGUUUAAAUGUUCUUUUUUUUCCUAUUUUCCACCAAAAAAGAAAAAAAGCCUUUCUUGUUUCUGAUAUCAAAUUACAGUGUAUUUAAAUGACAGUGAAAUAUUACAGUGAAAUAGGAUUUUUUUUUUUUUUUUUAUCAUGAAGUUUGUUUUUUCUCACCCUAAGGCACUAAGAGUUUUGACACAGGUAUCCAGACUCCAACUAUAGUCUUUGGAAUUUGUCAUCUGAAAAACUCUAAGAUACAUGACAACAGUAAUACCAGACAGAAACAAACAAAUUGGCCUUUGCUAAGAAUGGGUAUUUGUCUGUUAAAGUGCCAUGGUUACUUUGCAACCAUGAUAACUUGUUGUAAGGAGGGAUGACUUUUAUGCUUGAUAAGCCUUAUUUGCUUGGCUAGUUUGGUGAAGCCUGCAGGCUUUUUGAGGCAGAAAUCCUCAAGGUAAAACUCAUAAAUGGUAUUUAAUAAAGCCAGAAUGUUGGGUAAGAACAGAAGGCUGAAUUAAUUUAGUGAAGGUAGGCGAAAUGGCACUAAGAGUACAGGACAUUGCCCAUAACUGGUUCAGUCAGCAAAAUCUGAUGUGUACCAAAAGUGUUCUGCUGUAACUUUUUCUCUUCUUAUGCCAGAAGGAAAAUGAAGUAACAAUAGUGGCAUGCUCCAGUGUUGGUGUUUCUGGGUAAAUGCCAAAAGGAAGAAAAAAAUAAGAAGACCCAACAUCUCUUUAAGUGUUGCCAAUGGCAAGAGAAACAAGGGAACAAACCAAAACUCGCUUGCUUGUGUGGGAGUACUGUGCAUUUGCAGAGGAUGAUGAUAGUGUGGGAGUUGCAUAGUUGGGUUCCUUUUGUCUAACUGCUGACUCGCUUUAAAUCUACUUCUCUGAGGCCAAUAGGAAUUUUGCUGUCGACUUUGGUGGGACAGGGUUUCACCUGGUUCUUCUGCGCACAGACUAAAACUGGCUUUGCUCUUGCAAAGUUGAGUCUUUAGAACUUCUGCUGGAAGCUGCUAUUAAAGAGAGGGCUCAAGAGACUCUUUUCAGUCGGAGACUUUGGAAACAACCCCGCUGAAAGACUGGUACCAAUACCUUGAGCUCUUAGUCAUGUAUCUUCCUUGAAAAUACCUUAUUGCCAGCAAAACUGUUGACAUGUCACUCAAGAUUUCUGUGGAAUUCAUGGUAAAUGGACACGUCACUUGAUGUGGUAGGAAUGUGAAAUCUUAAAGCGUUUUUUUCCUGAUUCUCUAAAGCGAUUGAAAUCGCCAGUGCACAUGAAUCAAGUUCUGAUCUACUGUAUGGAGGGUAGAUGAGACUGUCCAUUGUACCAUCUUUUGAGUUUUUGGGCAUGACUUCUGGCAGCUUAAGAAAACCCUGUAACAGCUUAAAACGUAAUAAAACGGAAAUAUACAUGGAUUCUGGAGUGUAAUGAAUCUUUACCUUCAGUUCUAGCUUAUAACCCUGCGACAGCUGAGUAAGUGCGUUGUAUUUGUGUCUCUUAAGGGGCAAACCAUGGAGCUGUGUAGUCAGCAUUCUGCUCAGGUAGGCCAUGUGCAGCAGCUUGAAGAAGUGCACAUCAAGGUGAACUCUAACACAGCAGCUUUGUUGGCCAGCAGUCUGAGUGUCUUCUGACUGCCACUGCAUAGUGCUGUUUUGAGACUGAAUUGACUGGGAAUGAUGCUUUGCCUAUGAAUUAUUUUGGGGGUCUUUUCUUAAGCAUAUCAUUCCAGAUUCUUUCCGGAGGCAUAAAAGGAGGGAAGAACAGCGCAGCAGGUUCCUGCAGUACAGAAUAUUAGGCUCCUUUAGUGUUGUGUUAAAUACCAUCGCUAGCAACUAUCACUAUGCCAGUUUUCAGUGUCUUCCUUAUAACAAUCGGCUCUUCUGUGUUCCUGAAGCUUUGGAAGUCGGUACUCUGUAGAAGCACAGUGUGCUUUUGAGACUGAGCAAACCCAACUUUCUGCUUUGUUGCUGCAGUCAUUGGAGGCAUGUAAAAAAUGCCAGUUCUGUUCCUUCAGAGUACUUCUGGAAGACUUCUGCUGUAAAUGAAGGAUUAUGAGUUGUAAAUGUGAGCUGCUCAAUAGCAGUUGGUAAAAUGUUGUGUAGCGCUUCAGGGACUUCAUAACAUGUAGUGUGCUUUAGUAGUGGAUUAUUAAUGUUCAUUUUGAAUGUUCGAUGUUACUUUUUGUUGUUUUUUGUGUUUUGUUUUUUUUUUCUUUAAACCACAGGCUUUGUAACUUAUUAAGGCCAUAAAAUUUGCAGCUUGGUAGGAGAACGUGUAUACGUGUGUUACUUAUGGGGAGAGGAGCAGUUCACAUCUGUGGUUCUUGGUGGUGCAGUGCUUAGAUUGCAUAGCUUUUGCCACUUAAAAAACAAAACAAAGUUGGACUUCCCAAGUGCCUGUUGUAGGAAUCUGGCACAUGUAUGCGCUUGAGCUAAUGAGAAAUGGAGGAGAGGAUCAGUUUUGUUGUUGCCCCUCACUGGUUUCAGUUGUGCUUUAUCUUACCCACAGGUGAAGGGAACAGCGGAGAAGUGGCCCUCUCCUGUUUGCCUCAGUUAUGUCUUUGCAGUUAGCUGUAGCAGUCAUGUCCAAGGUAACUUAAACUUAGGGAUAGCGGAGUUAUUAAAAGCACAAAUUGCAUUGGGAAUCUGAUGUUACAGGGGCUGAGGUGUUUUUUUUUUUGUGUGUUUAGCUGUAUCCAUUGACUUUCACCACAAGGCAGAUGUUUGUACGCUGUUCAGGUCAGGGGGAAUAUACUAAAUUGAUAAGACUUCACAUGAUGAAAUUUGCUUUUCUGGGCUUUUGCAAUAAUUAUAUUUAACUCUGUUUAUGCAGUGCUAGACUUGCAUGUGGCUUUCGGAUUCAGAAAGCAAGUGUGUAAAAGGGAACAGAGAAUCUGACAUACUAGCCAGUAAAUUUUUCAGGAAAAAAAAACCAAAAAGGCAUUUUAAUUUGGAUAAAGCAUAAGAAGCUGCAAGCUGUAGUAGGUGGGAGAAGACAAGCUUUCAUGUAAGGAUUUAAACUGCACCAUAGUAUUAAUAAAUCAUCAGAAAAAGAAAGUGCAUCUCAAAAGCAGAAAUGGAAAUGUGUCAUCAUGGUACAAUCGUAUGCAGCGAAGAGAAGCAAAUGUUCUGUAGCCAAAGCUCAGGGCCAAGAGAGCAGGGUUUGGCCUUGGUUAGUUUCACUUUGCCUCAGCUUCCCCAGCUGUGCACAAAAUACCUCACGAGGGUGCUGUGAGGCCAGAGGUGUUCUUAGAGCAAGUCCUGGUGCUGCAGAAGGGCUGAAAAUGGUUGUAAAAAUGUCCUUACAUUAGCUUUCAUUGUAGUAUUUCAUGCUACUCCGGAGAGAACUUAUUUUUACAGAAUGUAACCCAUGCUCUAGUCGAGUAUUACGUAAUUAGAUGGUUAUUUCAAUUAGCGUGGUCACAGUGCUCAGCCUGAACCUUGCCCUAAUGGGCAUUUCCUCUCUGGUUAACUGUGCAACCCAGAUGGUGUCUUAAUAUAAGGCUUUCUGUUUUUACAUGGAGUACCUUGCUGUAUUUUGUGAACCCCAUGGCUGAAAUAAAGUUCUGCUCAGAGCCGUCUCCUGUCGUGUGGAUGUUGUAAGGCUUGCUUGAAUUGCUAGAAAUGAGAUCUGUUCAACUCAUGAAAGCAUGUAGCUGUGUCAGGAUGCAGGGUGACAUGGUUCAGAACUAGGAGGGGAGGAGAGGAAUACAGAUGCAGAAGACGCUUGUUCUCUUUUCUAUUUCUGCUGUUCCAGCAGUUAAGUGCAGUGGGAGGAGCGUGAAGAAGUAGUAGUUAUGAAUUUGCCUUUGUGUGCUGGUGAUUUCAAGGUUCAUUGCACAGCUUUUACAGCAGGGCUCCAAAUAGCAGUAGAGAACACGAUGGUGGUAUGCGUGCUGACAGAUCAGACCUCUGGUGGGACAGGGCAGAGAUGAGGCCCAGCAGCUAUUUCUCUUACAGAUAUUUUUAUCAUUGUGGUACCUCUAACACAGUUGUUAAUGUGAAUCAGCCACGAUGAUUCUCUGUCAGAAGUGGUUACUGUUAGAUUUCAGCAGACUAGUGCAGUUCCUUUGGAGGGAAUGUUCAACUAGCAGAGUGAUGAAUGGUAAAGCAAAGCAUAGGAGGAUUUUUGAUGUAUGCAGGGUGAUGAUGAGUGGUAUUUUUCAUGCAGCAGUGAGGCCAACAGACUGGUAGCAGGCUUUAGAUGGCCUUGAGGAAUGUCCUGUUACAUGAUAAGUAGGAGAAUUCUAAUAUGUCUGUCAUCUAUUCCUUCCCAUUACAAAUAAGCUGCCUUGUUCUUACUGUCUCUCCCAGCUGAAAUUUAUGCUGCAAUACUUUUGCGUGCUGUUCUGUCCUGAAUACAGCCUAAUAUCUUAUCCGCUUUCUUGACUGCACAUUGAGCAGAUGUCUUCAUUGAGCUGUCUGUGAUGAUGCCUAGAUUGUCCUCUUGAAAGAUCACAACUAAUUCAGAACCCACCAGAGCAUGCACGAGUGGUUUAAAGCCUUUCCAGUAUUCAUUGCCUUUUGUUUUUCGUGUUGACAUUUGCUCGCUGCCAGGUUUACAACUUAACUUAUCCUGGAGAUCACCACUUUCUCUACUGCUGAUAAACCUAUUCAUUUUCUAUAGGCAUUGGAUUUUGCCAUCAUAAAUACAGAAGUCUUCGGAGUCAUGCAUGUAAUCCACUGUUCUUAUCGGUGACCAGCAUGGCACGCUCAUGUCUUUUUCUCAACCUCACCUUUUCUGUUUUGUUUCUUGUCCACCUUCUAUAUUGAGUUGUUCUUUCCAGCUCAGUUGUUACAGCACUGAAGUCAUCAAGCUGUAACUGCCUGCUUUAUUUCAAAUAUGCCUACACGGGAGCAUUAGUUACGAUGUUGCAUUUUCUUUUAAUCCAAACAAAUCAUUUGUUCUGUAUCUCUUUCAGAAUGUGCACAGUAACAAAAUGUUUCAAGCCAUAAAUACAGCUGAUAAAUGAGAGCAAAGGUAUUGCCAAGCAGGUAGAAUGUAUGCUAAUCUGAUCUCCGGGAGCAUAAAUUCAUUGGCUUCAGUAAUUGCUCCGUAUUCCUGUUGCUUGGGCUCAGUCUCAUUAAAACAUGAUUUGAGAUCUCACUAAAAUGUACGUAUAGCAGCCAGAACCCAGCACAAGAAAACACAGCCCAUGGCAAACGUACUUUAAAUUUAUGUGUUACUCUUUCCUUUGUUCAUGGCAGAGAUGAAGCAAUCAUAUUCAUUCCUUGCUUUGACCAAGUGCUCAGACAUGCCUGCUCUAAUGCAACCUGGUGGAGUGUUUAACUGGACACAGAAAUUAGAUGAUAUUUGAGAUGAAGGCAGUGCGGCAACACAGGGUCAGGCUCAGUCAUUGUGUCAUUCCAUCUCUUUACAUCCUCGUCUUGUAGGCUGAAGGUCACACAACUGUAAUAAGCCUCAGUCUUUUAAGUACUAAUUGCAUUUACCAGGACUGGAACAGAGUGGAGGUAGUACAGUGGAAGAAGACUCCAACUGUUUGGAUGUAUGCUUGCCUCGUAGGAGCUGUACUCUCAGUUUUGGAAUAUAAAAACCAGCUGCUUUUUGCUAUUAGACACCAUGUGUGGUUGAGAGGGUGAUGCCUUCUGUUAGGUGUUCUACCUACACUGAUUUCAAUAGUGGCUGCAGGAGACUGUAUCAGGUUUGUAGGUUGAAAGUGAGGUUUUUCUCCUAUCCCACCACCAAUUCCAGUUUGAAAGCAGAGGUAGAGCAGAAUGCAGUUCCUGAUGCCCUUUCCUACACAUCCUAAAAGACAGAGCUGUGCUACUGUGGAGUCCUGUGUUGGCCCUAAUGCCGCUUGUGUUACUUAACCACUCUGUACCCCCCAGGGCUGACAAGCUUCCACUGGCUGCGCUGUGUCUUUAGUCUGGGAAUUUAGGUAGAAGGCAAACUGGCUUUUUUCUUUUUAAGAGAUUUGCCUCUGCUCAGCUUUCCCUGCAGCUCAAACUACAGCACCAACUCUCUCUUAAGUAUUUGACCUUUCUUUUGUUCAGCCGUAUUGUUACCCUGCCAAGGAUCUUGAGCCAGGUACCUCAGUGACCAGUUAUUGAGAGAGCAGUUCUGUAAGCAAGAACUCAUGAGUCAGGAGCAUGCUGUAUGUCACCAGUCUAUGCUCCAGCACUGCAAAAUGUUUAUAUUAAUGAUAUCCUUGAGUCCUGAAGUAUGAAGUCUAGAUCCUCAAAGGCUCCGUGACAGCUCAUUCCAACAUAAUGCAGCAAAAUGAAAGGAGUAGCACUGGUCACAGUAAAACAGAUGAGCUAUGAGAAGGAAUGGAGUUGUGUGACUGGUAACUUGAACUAACAAGUGCAACCGCCUGAUCUGGACAGCACAGUCCAGCCUAUAGGGGUGGGUCUGGUUUUGUUCAGUAACAAGAUGACACAGCAAAAAGAACAGCAAGUAGGACUUCUGUAUAAAUGAAAAUAUGAAACUGAGUUUACUUUCAGCAAUGUACAGCACUGCCUCAGUACCAGGGCCAACUGGAAGUAACAAAGAUAAAGCCCCUUGAGCUCUUACAGCAGUACAAAAGAAAGGAGGAUACUGUCUGGCUGACUGGGAAAAGGGUUGGCCAGGAGCCCAUCCAGCACAGCUGAGUACAGGAUGAUCACUGUGUUGCCCCUCACAUUUAACACAGGAGCCUACUGGUGCCUGUAUAUUUAUAUAUCUUUAUAGUAAUAAUUUAAGUUCAAAACCUAAGCUAUGUAUAUAUUUUUUUUUGUCAGAUUUUUUUUACCCUGGUUUCCCUCUCAUGGUUUCUGCAUAUGCCGACUUCUGACUGUGCAGUGCACACCUCUGUUCUACUUUUGUCCCAUGUUCGAGUAAUGGUAUCAAACUCUGUAAAGCACUUUUGUGAUGUUUCCUGUAAAGAAAGCUGAAGAAAAUAAAUUUAUCUUAACAGCAGCAACUGAA